AUGGGGGACAUCGAUGAUGGCGAGGUGUAUGCAGCGAUGAGUGUGGGGCCUGAUGCAGUGCCUCAGCGCCGGUCACGGCUGCGCCUUCGGCAGCUGGACGAGGACGAGCAAGAGGCUGCGGGCAAGUUGGUGGAGCGGCUGGCUGCGAGGCUAGCUGCCAAGAUAACGGACGCUGAUGACUGGGAGGAGGCGGAGGGCUACAUCACAGCCCUCCCGUAUGCGCUGUACGAUCAGCUGCAGCCUUACUCCCAGACACAGCACCCCGCCCAACCUCACUCACAGCGCCCGCAGCAGCAUCCAGACGUGCGUCCUGACCGGCGACAGGAGCCACACCAAGGUCCAGCGCAGGCCGUGACGCAAGACGGUCAGCGCCAAGGUGGCAGCCGUUCACGUCGUCGCCGUGGUCACUCCGGUGGUGGCAAGGGGCGCCGGCGCACACGUCCGCCCCGUGUGACACGUCAUCACCGUGAGCACCGGCUUGACGAGGCUCUGGACGCCAUGCAUGCUGUCCAGCGCAGCGAGCCGGGCAACCGCAAGGUUGUGGCCAAGGCACGUCGUCGUGUGGGGGAGGAUCAACUCCUCCAUUUCGCAGCAACGCCUCCGCCACCUCUUCGAGACUUCGGAGAAGGUGUGUGUUGA
This is a messenger RNA of Peronospora matthiolae, 639 nucleotides long. Lineage: Eukaryota; Oomycota; Peronosporomycetes; Peronosporales; Peronosporaceae. The record is from the annotation of a GenBank genome assembly.